CAACAUCAUUUUUAGCCAUACUCACUCACCCACAUUUCUUUAUCUCCACUAUCAAUAAAACUUGAAGAAAAUGGCAUCUUCAGCUAUUACAUUCAACGAAGAGAAAGAUGAAAGCUUUGCUUAUGCGUUUCAAUUGGUGAUGGGUUCGGUGUUACCCAUGACCUUGAAAGCAGCAAUUGAUCUUAACAUCUUUGAAAUAAUUGCAAAAGCUGGCCCUGGUGCAAAGCUCUCUGCUUCAGAGAUUGCUGCUCAGAUACCCACUCAGAACAAAGACUCGCCAAUAAUGGUGGAUCGGAUGCUUAGGCUUCUCGCUAGCCAUAGUGCUCUCACAUGCUACGCGGUUGAUCUAGAGAGACUCUACGGUUUGACUCCUGUUUCUAAGUAUUUUGUACGUAACCAAAAUGGUGUUUCACUGGGGCCCUUCAUGGCUUUAAUCCAAGACAAAGUCUUCAUGGACAGCUGGGCACAACUGAAAGAUGCAGUUCUUGAAGGAGGAGUUCCAUUUGAUAGGGUUCAUGGAGUGCACGCAUUUGAGUAUCCAGGCUUAGACGCAAGGUUCAAUAAAGUUUUUAACGAUGCAAUGUUUAAUCAUACUACUAUCAUCAUUAAUGAAAUCCUUCAAGUUUACAAGGGAUUCGAGAGCAUCAAGCAGCUGGUGGAUGUGGGCGGUGGCCUUGGAAUCACCCUUAAAGCUAUUACUUCUAAAUACCCCCACAUUAAGGCUGUUAAUUUUGACUUACCUCAUGUUGUUCAACAUGCCCCUCAAUAUCCUGGCGUGGAACACGUUGGGGGAGAUAUGUUUGAAAGUGUUCCAAAAGGUGAUGCCAUUUUUAUGAAGUGGAUACUUCAUGAUUGGAGUGAUGAACAUUGCUUGAAGUUAUUGAAGAAUUGCUACAAAAGUAUUCCAGAAGACGGAAAGGUGAUUGUUGUGGAGGGAAUACUUUCUGCCAUGGCUGAGACAAAAGUUGCAUCAAAGGCACUUACCCAACUUGAUGUGCUUAUGAUGACUCAGAAUCCAGGAGGAAAGGAGCGAACAGAACAAGACUUCAUAGCCUUGGCAACUGCAGCUGGAUUUAGUGGCAUUAGAUACCAAUGCUUUGUUUGUAAUUUCUGGGUUAUGGAGUUUCAUAAAUAGACACAGCAAACUGUGUCUGUAGUUUGAAAUAUUAUAUCAGUGUUGUGGACUCUGCCUAAUUUCCAGUAAUUCUACCAUUUCAAUAAAUAUAAUAUUAAUGGGCGAUUGUUAUAUACAA
Molecule: messenger RNA, 1253 nt
Organism: Mangifera indica (mango)
Lineage: Eukaryota; Viridiplantae; Streptophyta; Magnoliopsida; Sapindales; Anacardiaceae
Product: caffeic acid 3-O-methyltransferase-like
Exons: 4
Coding region: 71-1135 (354 amino acids)
Biological process (GO): methylation
Molecular function (GO): S-adenosylmethionine-dependent methyltransferase activity; protein dimerization activity; O-methyltransferase activity
Source: RefSeq, a predicted model, not a curated record